AUGUCACCAAAACACUACUUCCCAUCCACGAGCGCCAAUUCUCUAGUCCCCAGAGCGCUACGAGCCCUUGUCUCCGCGAAUGACCAUCUUACCCUCGACUUUACCGAGCGAGUCGUAUCCAAUGCAUACCACGAUGAGUCCAAGGUCAGUAUCAUCGGCGGUGGGGGUUCAGGACACGAGCCGGCGUGGAGUGGAUUCAUCGGGGAUGGGCUUCUGUCAGCCGCGGCAUGUGGUGACAUUUUUGCGUCGCCGAGCGCCAAACAAGUGCUACGAGCCAUCCAGAUGGCGUCUUCGCAGGAAGGGGUGAUUUUGUUCAUUACAAACUACACGGGCGAUCGACUGCAUUUUGGUCUCGCGGCGGAAAGAGCGAAAGCGGAGGGUUUGGUCAAGAAUGUGGCUAUCUUACCUGCCACUGAUGAUGUCUCGAUUGGAAGGAGUAAGAGUACUAAUAUGGGGAGGCGAGGAUUACCCGGGCAUGUUUUCACGAUGAAAAUAAUCGGUGCUGCGGCCGCAGAGGGAUAUUCGUUCGACCAGUGUCUCGCACUGGGCCGGGCGAUCAAUGACCAGACCGUCACAAUUGCCUCGGCGCUAGAUCACUGCCAUGUCCCCGGGCGAGAGCAGCAAGCAUCCGUAUCAGAUGGUGUGGUUGUGAUUGGCGCCGGGAUUCACAAUGAACCAGGCCAAGUUCAUGUUUCCCCGGCGCCAUCCGUCGAGGAGCUAAUUGAGCGACUACUGAAGUUGCUGUGCGAUGAAACAGAUUCAGAGAGGGCAUUCGUCAGUUUUGCCACAGGCGAUGAGAUUGGCUUGCUGGUGAACAACUACGGUGGCCUGUCCGUAUUGGAGUUACAUGCGUUGGCUGAUGAGAUUCAAAUCCAAUUGCGCUCCACAUGGAAGAUUGAGCCAUGUCGCACACUCUUUGGCGCUUUUGAGACGUCACUGAAUGCCCCGGGCUUUUCAAUUUCACUGUGUAAUCUGACAGCGGCCGCGCGCAAGGCCAAUGAAUCGGUUGAAAAGUUGAAACUUCUUUUUGAUAGCCCAACGACUGCCGUUUCUUGGCCCAACACGACUCGUCCACCAGCCUCUUCAAUCUCGAAGAGAAAAGAUACAUUCGAUAUAUCCGAAGCAAAGAACAACGACUUGAAAAAUGCUUCUUUGUUCCUGAGAGACCCUUCGCUCCUGGAAAAGGCAAUUUGGAAUUCCUGCCAGAGAGCCAUCGCCGCGGAGCCAAAUUUGACCCAGUGGGACAUGAUCAUGGGGGAUGGCGACUGCGGGGAAGCUGUGGAGGGCCUUGCCCAAUCUAUCCUGCGGCGUAUCGACAGUGGAUGUUGUCGGUCUGGCGAUGUGUUUGAGGCCAUUCACUCGAUACUCCAGGAUGUCGAUAACAUGGGGGGUACAUUGGGCGCAAUCUUCGGCGUCCUUCUUUCCGCAUUCCUCGGCUCCCUGAAGAAGAUCGUUACCGAGUCCGAGUCCGAGUCCGAGACGAACUCACACUCACCCGAAAUCUACGCAAGCGCCCUCGCGUCCGCAGUAUCCUCGUUAAAAUACCACACGGGAGCACGAGAGGGCGACAGGACAGUCAUGGAUGUGCUUCUCCCCUUUGAGCGGGAGUUCAGUCAGUCGGAAAAUUUCGUAUCAGCGAUCAAGGUUGCAGCAGAUAAAGCAGAGGCCACCCGGUAUCUCAAGGCAAAGUUUGGUCGUGCGACUUAUGUUGGCGACUCGUCGAGUCAGGAAGUUCCUGAUCCGGGUGCGUGGGCUUUGUAUGAAGUUCUCGCUGGUCUUGCUGAUGGACUUGGGUUUGCCUGA
Molecule: messenger RNA, 1803 nt
Organism: Penicillium diatomitis
Lineage: Eukaryota; Fungi; Ascomycota; Eurotiomycetes; Eurotiales; Aspergillaceae
Product: Dihydroxyacetone kinase
Exons: 2
Coding region: 1-1803 (600 amino acids)
Biological process (GO): glycerol catabolic process
Cellular component (GO): cytosol
Molecular function (GO): glycerone kinase activity; ATP binding
Source: RefSeq, a predicted model, not a curated record